This is a messenger RNA of Solenopsis invicta (red fire ant), 2561 nucleotides long. Its product is annotated as probable cytosolic oligopeptidase A. Bases 104 to 2284 code for a protein of 726 amino acids. The transcript is spliced from 11 exons. Gene Ontology annotation, biological process: peptide metabolic process; proteolysis. Gene Ontology annotation, molecular function: metalloendopeptidase activity. Lineage: Eukaryota; Metazoa; Arthropoda; Insecta; Hymenoptera; Formicidae. The record is from RefSeq and is a predicted model, not a curated record.
UAUUGAUGCGAUCACUGCGGCUUUUAGGUUGGGUAAUCCUUUUUCAAUUGGAUCGCGAUGUGUUUUUGAUGUUAUUUAAAAAGUAAUUGUCCUCGUGUGUGAAAUGGCGGUGUCCUUUCUCGGAAAAAGAAUCGCUCUAACGCAACGGAGUUUCUUGAAAAUUCCGAAGCGACACGGAUAUAUAGUCCUACUUCCAGAAAUAGGCGAAGAAUCGUCAGAGAAAAAUCCUUUAUUGAAGGAUGAUAAUUUACCAGAAUUUAACACACUUACAAUUGAAAAAUGUAUAGCGGCUAUUGGAAAGCAAACUGUGGAUUUUGAAGAGAAAAUGAAAAACUUGGAAAAUAUUGUAGACUCAAAAAAUGUAGAUGUAUUUAAUGAUUGGUUGCACCCAAUCGAAGACGCAUAUCUUCCUCUAGAGACUACUUGGGGGAUAGCAAAAACUUUGUACUUUGGUAAUCAGAGUAUGAUGCCAACAAAAUGUUACAUGGGUAUUCAUGAACGUGCCACAAGAGCCAUAGCUAGCAAAUUUGGCAGUGCACCACUCUUUAAAGCAUGCAAGGAAGCACUGGAAAAUAAGGAUAUUAAAUUGACACAUUCACAGAGGAGAGUGCUUACCAAGUAUGUGUUGGAGGGAACUUUGAAUGGCCUGCAACUCCAGGGUAAAGAAUUUGAAAAAUACUCGGAUGACUUAAGCUAUAUCAUGACGAAAAUUAAGGAAUACAAGGCGAAAUAUGAGAGUUCUACAGCCGUGUAUAAUAUGGCAAUACAUAAUAAGCACAUUAUUGAAGAUUUUCCAGAAGAUUAUCUGCAGUCUAUUGCGACCGAUCCUAGGCAACCUUACAUGGGGCCUUGGAAGAUCACUUUAAAACCGUACAUUCUACAACCGUUUAUGGAAUAUUGUCCUGAUCGCGAAUUAAGGGCAGCGAUUUGGGAUGCUGACGUUACUCGGUGCUCUAAUUAUCAAGAAAGAUCCGUUCAAGCCAGUGUGACGUUGGAGGAACUCCGAGGAAGAAGAAUUGAGCAGGCGCAACGCUUAGGAUUCAAAAAUUACGCGGAUAUGAGCAUGCAAACAAAGAUGGCCGGCACAUUGGAGAAUCUGCACGACACGCUAGAAACUCUUCGACAAACUGCCUUUCCGGUUCAGGAACAGGAAAUCGCAAGUUUAACUGAUUUUGCAAAAGAGAGAGGGUUUAAUGAUGCUAUAAGGGUAUGGGAUAUUGCGUAUUGGGGUAGAAAACAACGUCUUAGCAUGUAUAACUGCAACGAGUACAAAUGGAGAGAGUACUUUCCGCUACCGACUGUUUUGUCGGGCCUCUUCAAUCACAUCGAGUCACUUUUCAACGUGAAAAUUGUUGAAAGUAAGAAAGCAGAUAUCUGGCACAAAGAUGUUUGGUUUUUUGACAUAUUCGAUUUGAACGGAUCCAGUGCAACACCCAUCGCAAACUUCUACCUGGAUCCUUAUGCCAGAGGCAGGGAGAAAUUCCGCAAAGAGCAGGACUCGGGAUGGGUAUCUACGAUCAAAAGCAAAAGCAAAAUUGGCAAUAGCACUCCGUUGAUUGCUCUGAUCUUUAAUUUUCCGCCACCGAUAGGCGAUAAACCGUCUUUGCUCUCCUUCAGAGACGUACAAGUCCUCUUCCAGAAGUUUGGGCACGCUUUGCAACAUUUGCUAACUACGAUUGAGUACUCUGACAUUGCCGGAUUGUCGUUUGUGGAAUGGGAUGCGGUAUUUAUUUGCGAUUUCUUUAUGGAGAACUGGUUAUACGAACCGUUCAUGUUGCAAAAAAUCUCUGAACAUUAUAAAACAAAGGAGCCAUUACCUGCAGAAGCUAUCGAGGGCAUUAAAAAGAUAAGAUCGCAUUUAGCUGGCUACAAACUUUGCAAAGAACUUUACUUGUCACAUUUGGAUCUGGAGUUGCAUUCUAGUGAAACAUUUUGGGUACCCAUGAUGAAACGCCUCUGGCCGAAGUAUUUCGUGUUACCUCUCGAAAAAAGGGACGUUCACGUUUGCAACUUUGAAGCUAUAUGGAGCGGCAAUUGGGCAGCCGCGUAUUUUAGCAAAGUUUGGUCCGAGAUGAUAGCUGCCGAUUUAUAUACAGCUUUCCAAGAAAACAAAUCCGACGAAUCGCAGAAGGAGUUGGGCGCUAGGUUCCGCAAUACAUUUUUGUCCUUAGGCGGCAGUUAUCCUUCCGCCGAGGUGUUUAGGAAGUUUAGGGGAAGGGAUCCAAGUCCACAGGCGUUACUGGACAAUCUGGGAUUAACGCGAACAGCGAAGGAAACCAAGUGAUUUGAUUGUAUUGAAAGAAUUAUAUGAUUAGCUUAGAUAGAUAGAUUAGAUAGAUAACUGACCACUUCAAGAGUGCGCAAAGAUAAUGAUGAAUCCUGUAUAGUAACAGCUAUUAUUAUCUGGAGCUAUAACGAUAUAGAGCCAGGAAUUAAUUGAAACGUAAAGUGGUCAAAUUACGCAAUAAAUUAUUACUUGUAAAAUAUUGUGCUAAAGAACGCGAAUUUUUUGUUUAAAGUGAUAUAUGAAAGUUAUAUAAUUUGAAUAAAAGAAAUAUUUA